AUGAGUCAUCUGCCCCAAAAUAACCCGGAUGAGUAUGAUGAGAAGGCUGAAGCCACACUAAAUGCCGUUAUUGCCGAUGAGGGAACUGGGUGGUCACGCCUCCACCAUCGUGAGAUGGAUACAAGCCAAACGGGGUCAAGAGAAAGACAACAUCGUGUGAAAGAGGGGAAAGCAGCGAAAAUCGUUCUUGAAAACCUUGAGGAAGAAGGGGAUGAAGAAGAGGAAAUUGUACAACAGGAAUGUCGACAGAAAAAGAAGAAUCUGGCACAACGUUUCUUGGAGUUUUUAUUUCCUCCUGGUAGCAUGUUAGCAAGCGCUUUUACUCUUGGAAGCUCUACAUUGGGUGCUGGUAUUCUCGGUUUACCAUCUGCUUUUAAUAUGACUGGUUAUAUACUUUCCAUUAUGUUACUUGUUAUAGUCACAAUACUGACAAUUUUCUCACUUUGGUUGCUCGCACGUGCUGCUGAAGUUUCAGGAAAAAGAACAUACGAAGAUGUCAUUCGCACACUUAUGGGUCGUGGACCGGAUUGGUUGUUGGCAUUCUUUAUGUGUGGAUUUUGUGUUGGUGGUGGUGUUGGUUACAUCAUCUCUAUUGGAAACUUGCUAACACCUGUUUUUGAUGACCCAAGUGUACCAGAGUUUUUGCGUACGAAAACAGGAAAUCGACUCAUCACAAGCAUGAUUUGGUUAGUAUUUAUAUUACCAUUAUGUCUGCCAAAACAAAUAGAUUCUUUGAGACAUACUUCUAUGCUUGGUGUCACCUUUAUCUUUUUCUUCGUUAUAUGUAUUGUGAUUGAUUCAUGCAGGUAUAUGAACAAAAACGGUUUUCGCAGUGAUCUUGAGAUGUUCGGAGUGGGAAAUGGUGCCAUUGAGGGUUUGAGUAUUAUCAUGUUUGCUUGUCUUGUGCAAAUUAAUGCUUUUGAGGUUUAUUUUGAAAUGUCUCACCCUUCACCACGCCGUAUGGUGAGAGACAGUGCUAUUGCCAUGAGUGGUUGUGGAAUGCUUUACAUUCUUGCUGGAUUCUUUGGUUAUAUGCGUUUUGGUAAAACUGUCACGGACUCCAUUCUACUUAUGUAUCAACCACGUGAAAGUAUUCUCUUCGCUAUUGCAUAUGUUGGCAUUGUCUUUAAAAUCUGUGUGGCCUUUGCUCUUCACCAAUUGCCAAUGCGGGAUGGUAUUUAUCACGUUAUUGGUUGGGAUGUAUAUUCUAUGCCAUGGUGGAAAAAUGCCCUUUUCUGUACCUUUCUCUCCUUUGUAUUACUUGUGAUUGGUCUCUUUGUACCCAACAUUAAUGUUGUGUUUGGUCUGGUGGGAGCCUUGUGUGGGGGAUUCAUUGGAUUUAUAUUCCCCGCACUUCUGGUGAUGUACUGUGGACGUUGGACCUUUUCGCGAGUGGGAUGGCUGGAGUACUUCGCCACGUACUUUUUACUCAUCAGCGGAUGUGUGGCUGUUGUGUUUGGCACAGGCGCCUCCAUCUAUGGUGUUAUUGUCUAA
This is a messenger RNA of Trypanosoma theileri, 1494 nucleotides long. RefSeq names its product putative transmembrane amino acid transporter. Gene Ontology annotation, biological process: amino acid transmembrane transport. NCBI's taxonomy places the organism in Eukaryota, Euglenozoa, Kinetoplastea, Trypanosomatida, Trypanosomatidae. The record is from RefSeq and is a predicted model, not a curated record. Bases 1 to 1494 code for a protein of 497 amino acids. Gene Ontology annotation, molecular function: amino acid transmembrane transporter activity. The transcript has a single exon.